AUGUCCUCGUCCGCCAUCGUGAACGACACGCUGUCGAUGUCCUCGUCCGCCAUCGUGGCCGACACGGCGAGCGGGUACCACCUCCUCACGAUCCACGGGUACUCCCGGACCAAGGGCAUUCCCACCGGCGAGUUCGUGAGGUCCAGCGCCUUCACCAUCUGCGGCCACCGCUGGAGCAUCGACUACUACCCCAACGGUGCUCGCGCGGCGGUGGCGGACUACGUAUCCCUGUCGCUGAACCUCGACGAAGAUGUUUUCGAUGCGGUGAAGGCGCAGUACGAUUUCUGCAUCGCCGGCGAGGCCGAGGAACCGGAGAACGUGGCGGCGCUGGCGUCGGCGCCGGUGGAAAGGUUCCCUUCCCGGACCGCCUCGUUGCACGCGAUGUUCAUCAAGAGGGAGCGCCUGGAGAGGUCCAGGCAUCUGAUGGACGACUCGUUCACCAUCCGGUGCGACAUCGUCGUCGUCCACAACUACCGGGGGGCGUCGGACGACGCCCCGGCAUUCGUCUCCGUGCCUCCUUGCGACCUGCGCUGGCACUUCGGCGAGCUCCUCAAGACCGAGAAGGGCGCCGACGUGGUGUUCGAGGUUGGCGGCGAGACGAUUGUGGCGCACCGGUGCGUGCUCGCCGCCCACUCCUCGGUCUUCAGCGCCGAGCUCUUCGGACAGAUGGUGGAGGGAAAUGCCGCUGGCGUCGUGGUGCGCAUAGAAGACAUGAAUGCAGAGGUGUUCAAGGCGUUGCUCCAUUUUGUGUACACGGGCUCAUUGCCGAAGCCGCGGAAGGAAGAUGAAGACUUCACGUACCAGCAUCUGCUUGUCGCAGCAGACAGGUAUGGGAUGGAGCGGCUGAAGCUGAUCUGCGAGGAGAAGCUGUGCCAGUACAUAAAUGUGGGCUCGGCGGCGAUCAUCUUGGCGCUAGCCGAGCAGCACCAUUGUGUGGGCUUGAAGAAGGCGUGCUUCAGUUUUCUCGCCGCUCCAGCGAAUCUGAGGGCGGUCGUGGCCACUGACGGCUUCCAGCAUCUGAGCAAGAGUUGCCCUUCUCUUAUGGUCGAGGUGAUCACCAUGUCCUGCGCAUUAGUUGAGUGA
Lolium rigidum is the source of this 1083-nucleotide messenger RNA. Its product is annotated as BTB/POZ and MATH domain-containing protein 1-like. Gene Ontology annotation, molecular function: protein binding. The record is from RefSeq and is a predicted model, not a curated record. The coding region runs from base 1 to 1083 and encodes 360 amino acids. Lineage: Eukaryota; Viridiplantae; Streptophyta; Magnoliopsida; Poales; Poaceae. The transcript has a single exon. Gene Ontology annotation, biological process: protein ubiquitination.